AUGUUCACAGCAGGGAUCUCAUGCCUUCCACCUGAGCUGGUUCUUAGGUGUGCUCAAUACAUGGACCUAGUAACCCUGUGUCAGUCCUCACAGACAUGCAAAGGUUUCACUAACACACUCCAAGAUGAGCAGAAAAAGGCCAAAGAACAUGUUGUCCCGCUCCACGAAAUCUACGACAGGUGCAUCAUCCUCCGGGAGCCGCCAGAGGAGGACGAUGAUGACGACGACGACUGCUACGAUAUCAAUGACAAGAGUACAUACGAGCCCUACCCCAACGAUUUCGACCACGAAUUCCUUCGCACAUACCCAACGCCCAAAAUAGAACUGGCUGCCAAAACCGGACGAGUCGGAGCCCUCAAGGACUUCCUGGACGCUGAGGUGGACCCGAACUCUCGCAGCCUGGUCAGCAUGCCCAUUUUCAACGUCGCUCUUUUGAAUAACCAGCUCGAGGCCGCGCAGCAGCUUCUAUCGUAUCAUGCUGACGCAUCACCUAGGAACAUGAUGUAUCCAUAUCAGUUCGGUGCGGUAUACUACUGUGCUAGAUCCUGCGACCCAGACCCGGAUCUUGCUCCGGAACAUAUGAUCUGUGAGCUGAUCAAAGCCGGGGCGAAGAUCAACAUGACAGACUUCCAGACCAUUUGCGAGAAGGAACAAGGCCGUAUGGAUAUCAUGAAGAUUCUCGAAGUGGCGGAGCAGCAGCAUGGACUGCCUAGUUACGUGGUCAGAUGCUCUCAAUGUGCAGAACUACAGGAUCGAACGGCGCUGCAUGUGGCUCUGGAAACUCUAAGCAAGAAUACUGGCCCCGCGAUGUGCUUGAUUAGCAAGGGCAUCGACGUCAGAGCCACCGAUGAUCUCGGCAAGCAGGGACUCUACCUUGCUAUUCAGUAUUAUGGACAUGAAGAUGUCGUGCGUCAGCAGCUAAGUAGGGCAGAGGUAAAGGUCAAUACUAACGACCUUCACCUGAGGGAACCGCUGGUUCUCGCCUGGCAAUUUGAGCAACUCAGGAUUGUGGAGUUGCUUCUCCGGGAUCCCAGGACACAUGCCCCCUCGAGUUUUGCGUGGUCCGCAGAGAGAUAUGCAAAGCAGACUGCGGCAUCUCAAAUCCUUGAGGACAUUGCGAAAUUGGUUAAGGAUCGGUCGCUCCGGUAA
Molecule: messenger RNA, 1149 nt
Organism: Aspergillus tanneri
Lineage: Eukaryota; Fungi; Ascomycota; Eurotiomycetes; Eurotiales; Aspergillaceae
Exons: 2
Coding region: 1-1149 (382 amino acids)
Molecular function (GO): protein binding
Source: RefSeq, a predicted model, not a curated record